Messenger RNA from Cotesia glomerata, 10501 nucleotides. RefSeq lists its product as uncharacterized. The transcript is spliced from 9 exons. The record is from RefSeq and is a predicted model, not a curated record. NCBI's taxonomy places the organism in Eukaryota, Metazoa, Arthropoda, Insecta, Hymenoptera, Braconidae. The coding region runs from base 1 to 10335 and encodes 3444 amino acids.
AUGAAGUCUGAGUUUAAUCACAAAAGCAAAUGCGAUAUUACCCUCUUGUGUGCGGCUUUCGUAAUAAGAGGAGCGGAAGUUACAAAAAAACCCAUAUCAAAAGCCAAACGAUCAGUCCUAACCUCAAAAUUACACCCUAUUCAUUCUUACGACGACCUUACCGACAAUGAAAGCAACCUGGCAAAGGGGAAUCCCUGGUACUUUAACCCUAAUAGCGACUCUAGACCUAAGAUGGCGCCUCGCGUCAACGACUACCAGCCCGCGGACGAAUCUCUGGCGAAAGCCAAACGGGACUACCAACUUUACCCACUGGCGAAAGAAUUGUACAUUCUGAGGAACCACCCAGCGUUCCGAGAGGUCAAAAAUCGGGAUGUUAGGCGCAUGAGCCCAACAUCGGCGAUUUUGGGCUUCAAAGCUCAUUUGCAUCAUGAUGUUGGUGACAUUGGAAGAUCUUUUGUCCACAGGCCAACGAAGAAGGACCUGGAGAACGAGGAGUACCAGAAUCCACUCCAGCUUCUAGACGAUGCUGAUGAUCAGGACGUAAAUCAGUUGCCUGUUCAGAUGCUGGAUGACGUUGAUAAGGUAGACCGCGGACCAAUUCGCAGACAAUAUUCAGAUCUGGGCUACGACGAAGGCUACCUGGACAAGGACCAGAUGGAACACUACCUAACUAUGAAUCGAAAGCCGUUAGUGUUCGAUAAAAGCUUCCGAAGAUACUUUAACUCUGAUCAGCUUGAUAAUCUGGACUAUUUAGAUAAGUAUUCCAAGGCGAUGGAUCGACUGGGACGCAACUCCCUGGUGUUGGAUGAUGCGGCGAAUGGAGGUACAUCAAGGGAUGGAGUGGAUAAUGGUGAAGUUAGAUCCAAGUCACUGGCGAUGGCGAUUGAGCCGCUGAAUGGACAACUUCAGCAGCUGGUGGAUUCGGUCCAGCAGAUCAACGAGCAGCUGAGGGAGCAGGAAAAGCGAGAAGUUAAGGGCAAGGAAUCCAGGAGGAAGCGGCAAGUUUCUGAUGAUGACUGCAAAGAUUACAUCAACGUUGAAGCGGAUGUUAAACAUCCGUUGGAGCAGACGGUGACUUGCACUUGCUACCGGGUUGAAGAAACUAGUCCAGGUGGUAGUACUAAAUCUGUUCCUGGUGCUCCUUCUACAACGCAAGCUACUACGGGUAUAGACGCGAUUUUAGGAGGAAUCAACUCGAUAUUGCCGAGUACUUUUAGCCCUGAGACAUCUACCAGUUGUCCGGUGAUACAAAAUGUUCAUGUUGAAGAAGUAAUGGACGCUGGUGGAAGAACUAACUGUUCUUACAGAUUCUUGAGAACUAAUGAUGUGAAAUUGUUGGAAAUGCUGUUACCGGUUGUAAUGAUUCAGAACGUGACGGCAGAGGGCAUCAUGGUGAAAGUUCCUAGUCGCAGAGAGAGGUUCGUCAGUCUGGAGGCUGGAAAUAUUGACGAGAGCCUCAAGAAAUUGGGAAAGGAACGGCGUUGGGGUUUGAAAUUAAAGAACCGGCUUAAGAACGCUGACAAUAAGAGAUGGAGCAUCAGGCUGAAUUUACCAGGUAUUGAACAGCUUAAAAAUUCGGUUAAAAGGAAGGCUGAGGAGAAACAGAGUGAUGGAGAACUGUUGAAUACGUACUUGGAGAUGCUGGACAAGGAAGAGGAGCAAGAGAUGGAGGAUUAUGAGGAAGGAAAGAAGGAAAAAAGGUCGCCGGAGGGUAAAAGCGAGAAGAAAUUGAGUGGAAGUCAAAGUCAGGUGGUCAAAGUUGGAAGACGGCUGAUGGCGGUGGAAGAAGAUGAGGAGGAAGAAGAUAAAGAAAAAGAAGAAAAGAAAAAGGAAAAUAAGAUUCCUAUUGGUUUGGCUAUUUUGAAAAUCAGCGAUGUAACGAUUCCAGAUCCUUUUGAUCUAUUGAAGAAGAGUGAGACUAACAAAAAGAAUAAGACGGAUAAAGCUAAAGGAAAGCUGUCGCCGUUUAAAAUACUUGGGAUUCAUGAGCUUGCGAAAGUGGCGAAGGAGAAGAUGAAGAACACUCCCAGUACGGAAUUUCCGACUGUUACUAUUGGAGAUCCUAUGGAGAUGUUGGAGGAAGAGAUGAAAAAAGAAAAGACGAAGGAAGAGAAGGGUGGUAAGGCUAAAAGUUCAGGAUCGGGGAGUGUUAUUGAGUAUAUUAAGAAUAAGAAAAUUUCUGGUCCUUUUGAGUUGGCUAAAGCCGCGAAAGCGAGAAAGGAAAAGGAGAAAGAGAAAGAAAAAGAAAAGGAGACGGAAAAGACGACAUCAAAGAAACCGGAACGUAGUGUAAGGUACAAAAGAUUCGGAAAGAAAGACCCAUCAGAUUAUUAUAUGCUGGAUCUGACCCAAACAGGAGACUCUGAUUUAGGAGACUUCAACCUACCCGGUAUGCCUGCAGUUUCUAACUACAUUGAAGAUGAGCCUUUGACGGAGUAUUUGGCGUACACUCUGCCCGACUUUGACGUAAACAAAGAAUCUGAUCACUCUGACCUGAACUCUGAGCAUACGACCCCGAUGUUCAUGGACGAUCCUACCGUGUCUAUGUUGACGAUCUACUCUGAUACAGUGUUAGCUCCAGAAACUAGUAAGCCACGGUUGAAAGCAUCUAUUUUGAGCCAUGAGGCUGUUGAGACGGAAGAUUCUAAUUUGCUAAAAGUUACAGAGGGGAUUCCAAGUAUGAGGAAAACUAAUCCUGCUGUUUUUGAAACAGAGACGUCCAUUUUGCUGGAGUUGGAGAUUGGACUCAUGACUGGAGCUCCAACGAAUCAGACUACGGUAGCAACUACUAUGUCUAGUACUACUGAUAGUACCAUUAGUUCUAUUACUGAUGCAAUCGUUGGGUUAACGAAAGAAAAUGAGACUGCGGAAUUCAUUGAAUGCAUGUCAGUUACUGAAUCUUCUACAGAAUCAACGACAACUGAGUCAACUUUAGAGACUGAAACCAGCAAAGCAACAGAAACAGAAACUACGACUCCUGAAACAACUAACACAACCGAAACGACUAGCACAACUUUGAUGACGACUUCGACUACCGUAGCAACAACAAAAAGUAUAUGCGAAAUCUCUAAAGAAGACCUUAUAAAACAGGGUGAAAAGCUGGAAAAACUCAUCCAAGACAUAGUUGAUAAGGAAAGAAAGCUGGACUAUGAAGAGGCCGACGCACGACAGCUUAUGCGAACCUGGGAAGACCAAAGAGAACGAUGUGGAUUUCUCUGGGAUCUCUUCUUUCCUAGACCACCUCCAAGACCUAGACCAACUAAACCUACCAAAAGACCACCUACGACUAUUGGUAGGUUAUGUACAAUCACUACUCCAGUCGUACCAAUUGAAGCUACUAAAAGUACUAUCAGUAAAGCUGAAGAAGAAGAAGAGGUGACAACUGCUUCUGUUUCACAGCUGACUGAAAGAGAAACAUCACCAACUGAAGGUCAUACUUUGAAAACAGAGUCUCCAAGUUUUAGCACAGAGUUUGUUUCGUUAAGAACAUCAACAUUAGUCACUCAAAAAACGUCGGCCACUGAAAAAUCGACAACAACGGAGCAUUUUUUAUCAUCGAUCACGAACAACGAAAGUUCUGCAUCUGUAAAAGAAUCACCAAGAUCAACAUUGCCAACUUCAACAAAUACUCCUAGUUCGUCUUCAUCACAGACGACGAGUGAAACUAGUGAAAAUUUGACAGAGUCUACGUCAGAAAUGGUUUUAACUUCAACUGCUCAAUCAUCAACAACAGGAUCUACGGUGUCUCCAAGUUCCAGUGUCUCAACAUCUAUUCCGACAACUUUAACUGGUGAAUCUUUUGUAACUUCUACAAUCAGUGAACCUGCAGUAAGCUCAACAGAAUUUUCUACGUCAGAAGAAAUUGGUGGUAAAGAAAAUUCUACUGUUUCUCCUCAAUCUUCAGUAACAACGGAAGCAUCUUCACUUGAAUCGAUUGGACUCUCGUCAACAUCUCCGACUUAUGAAACUACCAGCGCUACUGAAUCUUCGACAGUUGUAGAAUCUACAUCAAUUGCUGCAGAACAGUCGACGAAAUCUUUAACCUAUUCUUCAAUGUCUACAACUGAGAGUGAAACUGAACCGUCGACCAUGCAAGCUAUAUCAGCUGUUGAUGAAAUUGAAACGACAACUAGAGGCAAGACCAAAGGCAAAGGCGAUUUCUUUUGGUUCCCGCAUACAAAUCUCGUUACUCAAGCUCCUCCACAACCUAAACAUCUGAUUAAAACUACAACUCUGGUAUCUUCAACCGUUAACGCUGCUGAAUCUUCAACACUGAAAACUAGUCAAUCAUCAGAAGAACAAGCUGAAUCUUCAACACUGGAAACUAGUCAAUCAUCAGAAGAACAAGCUGAAUCUUCAACACUGGAAACUAGUCAAUCAUCAGAAGAACAAGCUGAAUCUUCAACACUGGAAACUAGUCAAUCAUCAGAAGAACAAGCUGAGACUUCAGAAUUAACUUCUUCAACAUUAAACGAAGCUUCUGGAUCAUUAUUCAGGUUUCCAGAGACUAGCAUAGUCACUGAAGUUUCUACAGACGCUGAGAGUUUAACUAAAUCUAUACCUGAGACUUUAUCCUCUUUAAAUGCUGAGUCUUCCACAAUUGAAGUCAGCAAAUCCUCAGAACAAACUGAAACCGCAGCAUCUAGUUCUUCGAGCACAUCAGAGAACGCUGCAUCAUCAGCAGUGACAUCAGCGUCCUUGGAAACUAGUCAAUCUUCCAAGAGUGUCGCAACAUCUAUAUUAUCUCCAAAUUCUACUCAAUCUUCAAAGUCAACUUCACAACAAAUUACUUCUCCAAUCGCUUCAACACCAUCAGUAGCAUCUAUGUCAUCUGUCAGUCUCACUGCUUCUAUUGCAGCCUCCAAUGGCACAAUCCUACAAAUGACUGGACCCCCCGGAUCGUCAACAACUGGAAUGGAAAGACCUGAAGGCAUUUUAGGAGAAAAACUUGAAGAACUGGAAAAAGAAGUAAACGAACGCGAGAAAGAAGUUGGUGAACUUGAGAAUCUACUAGAAAACCAAGAAGAAGAGUUUGAAGAGAAAACAGAAGAGUUGGAAGACUUGAUAAAGGCAUCGACUGAGAAGAAGUACACACUUCCAGGUGACCUUGAAAGCACCAGUACUUUAUCUCCUGAAGGAAUUCAGAUUGAAAGUGAAGAUUCUCGAUACGUUUACGAUCCUGAAGAAGAAGUUUGGCGUGAAAAGCUGGACAUAGUGGAUCCUGAAUACAACCAGACUUCGAUGGAGUAUGAAGACUGCACGAGCACGACAUUGAAUUCCCAAGCUGCGGGUCAGGAGACUCGUAGGGAGCGGAAACUUCUGGCUAUGCCUCCUAACUCUGUAACGGAGUCAAAAGAUUCUGAUCUUAAGGACAAAACGAUCAAACUGACUGUUCCAUCCUUCGUGCUCAAAGAUAACGAAUGGGUUAACCAAGACCAAGACCUAAAUCUUGCUAAGCCAGUCAUACCAAGGGACUUCAUUCAAGGUUACACUCGAGUCUAUCAGCAGUGGUACAAAGUUCCUCAGAAAAGCUUUACGCCGCGCAAGCAUGUAACCAAGCAAUCCUAUCAAGAAAUGAGUAAGAUGAUCGGUGAUUUUGAAAAUCGACGAAAUCGUGAACCGGAAAGUGGAUCAACUAAGCCGACUAUUUCUGCUGACAAAAAAUCAGAUUACCGAAGGCAGAAACGGGAUGAUGAUUACUACGGAGAUUGUGAUGAAGAUGAUUACAGUGAUGAUGAUUAUGAACCUGAUCCAAUCAUUACUCAACGAGCGAAGAAGUCUAGGAAGCAUGAUUCUAGAGUAAAUCUCAAGAAAGCAGAGAUUGCCAUGCUAGAAGACGAGAACGACGAAUUGAUCAAGAAGGAACAGUUGUUGAAGCAAAUUCAAGAAGCAUUGCAAAUAUCAAAGCAUGAAUUGCGUCGGGUGAAGUCUUCUAUUCUAAGUAAUGCAAUGCGAAAACGGGCUAAGCGUGACAUUGAUUUAAACGGAACAUCUAGUUCGUUUGUUACCGGGACUUUGAAUAGUUCUCUUGUUACUGACAGUGAUAGUACUUCUGAUAUUUUUGAGACUUCCAACUCUUCUUAUGUUUUUGAGAGUUCCAAUACUGGUGGUGUUUUUAAGACCUCCAAUACUUUCAAUAUUUCUGGAACCGUUGGUACUUCCACAACUCCAAUGCCAUCACCAACAGGAUUGAGCAGCUUCCCAGCAACUAAAACCAAUGAUACUGAAAACUACGUAACACGCAAGUCCAGUUAUACUGUUCAUGUGGUCCAUCUAGUCUAUGACGAUGACUUAGAAGGUCACAGAGUGAAACUAGUGAGUCCAAGUCAAGAAGAUUUGGUAAUCGAUGAAGGUCUAGUUAGUUCAGAAGAAACUAUCCCGAGCACCACAGAAUCAACUACUGACACCAUUGAAGAAUCGACGACUUCGUCAACUAUGUGUCCACCUUGCGGACAAACUGCUUCAAUGCCCUGGCCGACUGAAGCUCCUGAUAGGUAUCACAUUGGAGGUACCCAGUCUUGGCAUAAGGAAGUACCUGCUCCUUGUGUCCCGGUUAGAGUCGAGAAACGUAGAUCCGAACUGCGUGAUGGAUUCGUGGAUAAUUUGAGAAAAAACUUGGAACGGCAGCUCGAAAAGUCAGUUCUAUCGGGUAAGAACAGUUGGAAGUUUAAAUUUGGGCCAAACAGUUCAGAUAAUCGUGACUUAUUGAAGGAAACCAUGAAAGAGUUCAAUAUUUCUAAGACCGAAACUUCUACGGAGUUUUCAGUAGAUGCUCUGAAAAGAUGCUUGGAAACUUCCAAGAAUUAUCGUGCUAACAAAAGUUACGAGUCCGGUAACGAUAGUAUCUCAAUUCUGAAACUAGGUGGCCCAGAAUUGGAAGAGUCGAAUGAGUUGAUGUCACCAUCAGAGUUCUAUUGCAUCUACAAGUACGGUUUUUCACAAAAUGGCGAUUCUGUACCACGAAGACAUCUUCUUGCGGUCAAUCAUGGGUCAGUAAAAUCUAGAUUUGCUGGCAAACCAUUGAAGAAGACUUCGAAGCACCGGGUAUCGAAAAAAGAAAACAAAUACAAGUUGAAGAAAUCGGUUGGCAAAAAGAAGAAAUUGGGGAGCCAGAAAUCUGCUAAGCGCAGCAUCUUGGAUAACAUCAAGAAAGCCUUCAAUCACAUGAUAGGCAACGAUGCGACUUCUCCACCCGUACGAGUUGCCAAACAGUCCUUCAAACCAAAGCCAUAUCGGACAAAAGCUUAUCACGUGUCUUCUAAAUUAUAUGGACGGAAAAAAGGUAAGACCCAAAAACACAGGAUUCUGUUUCGUAAAUCCGUGGCCAAAAAGCCUAAGCGGAAGCAUAAAUACCAUAAAUUUUGGGUGAAAAUUGAUCCGAAGAACGUGAGACCUAGAGAAGUUAGAGAGUCGAAAGAACCGGAAUUGCGUAAGAAUAAUCAUGAUCAUCACAACAAGAAGAAAGUUCAUGCAGGAGUACCCAGUGGUCUUGAUAGCAGCAAGCUAGGAGUCUCUGAGAAGAUUUUGAUCUACGUGACUAGAAUAAAGAACUCCGAGAACUGCAGUCACGCGGUCAAGUCAAAGAGACAUCGUAAAUCAGCCCUCAGUGACUUGGAUUUCGAAGACUUGUACAAGGACAAGAAUCUGAACCGUCUGAUCUCCAGCUUCGCUGACCGAGUGGUGAAAUCUAUUGAAGGAUCUUCCAGAUCUCUUCGAGAAUUGGAUCCACGUUUGAGAGUAAAAGUUGUGAAAGGUUCAUCUGCUUAUAUAGAUCCUGAAGAAUUUGAUAGUUCAGAUUCCGAGUUUACCAUCGACAUGUCGGAUAUGAACGCCGAUUCUGACGCCAAGUACUUAAAGCGCUCGGGUAAGAAUUUAAUUUCACGAUUAGUUGGAAAAUCUGCCAGAAAAAUGAAUUUAGAGGAUGACUUUGGCAAGAAACGCAAAAAUUGGAUCAGAGAAGUCAAGCGGAACGAAAUCGUUCGAAAACUUAGGCAUAGAUUGCUGUCAGAGUUAGAAAAACGCAUGAAGUCUGAAAAAAUGAAAGACUUGAAGAAAAACGUAGAGUAUGAUAGCGCUAGUUUUGAUGAGCCCGUUAGGAGGAUCGACAAACUGGGAGAGAAGUUCAAAAUAAUGUACGCGAUGCAUAACAGUCCAAGGCAAGCUAUCAAAAGCUUCAGACGCAAAAGAAAUGACGCCAGUUCUUUGCUAGAAGGCGUUUACUUUGACAACCAGAAGGAUAAAAAGCUAAUGAAGGCGCUGAUUGAUCAGAUUUUUGAUGUCCAACGUGGAGUUAACACCACUCUGCAGAUAAUAAAACGACGGCUAGCUUCUCCAUCAGAUUUUGAUUCCAUGCGUGAUCGAAGGCUGGCAAAAAAAUCUGCCAAGAAAGUUAAGAAAAAAGCUCCGAAGAAGAAAGCUAAAAAGAGCGUUGGUCAUAAGAAGAAGUUAAAGUCUAAAUAUGACGCAGGUCAUAUGGAGGAAUUGAGAAAUGAUAUAGAGCAGAUUCUGAAGGAGGACACCAAAAGAAAGAAAAGAAACCUAGAAAGGUUUAAAAAACGAAAGAUUCUUUCUGUGGCGUAUGACUACGACGAAGAUGAUCAUUUUGAUAACACGGAAGAGACUGAAGUCAAGAUUAGGAAUGUCAAAAUAAAGUUCAAGGAUAAACAGCCCAAAGAGGUUAGGAAAGAACGGAGUAACAAACAGAACAUCAAGCAGAGGCUUCGUAGGAGAAAUUUUCAAGCUAACAAUGAUGUCGAUUGCUUGAAUUGCAUCUGUGACCUUGAAGCUAGCAUUCUGACCUUCAAGAGCAUGGUCUCCGAGAGACACAACCUGCUGGACAGAAUCGCGAGUUUCAAGUGCAAGAAGUUUAUAGACGUGGGAGACAAACUAGAGCUUGCGCCAUCUAGGGUCAUCGAGGAGAUUUAUCCUGCGCAGAAGAGCCUCGCGCAGGCCAAGGGGCUCAAGUACAUCCAGCUGACGGAUUUGGAGAAAGUUCUGCAGGCUGGAGAAGGCGUAGGCCGCGACCACGAGAUUCUGUCUUUCCCGGGCGUAGAUUUAGUGAUUCCUUGCAACAGAGAGGGUGGGUUCAACUGGAUGCUCAGUAUCAGCAAACCUAACUACACUUGGACUCGACAAGAUGACAUUCCUGUCUCUGGGACGGUUCAUAAGAACGGAAACCUGGAACUCAAUAGUCUGAGUAUCCAAGAUGCAGGAAACUACUCUUGUACUCUAACCUACGUGGAUCCAGACAACGAAGAAGUAGUCAAGCACAUCUACGAACAUGGCAUUCAAGUAGUCACGCUUCCGCGCUACUCUUUGCGCGGAGGUAAUCGCUACCGGGUUGGUAACUGUGAUGAAGAAGCUUUAGAGAUUCUAGCGACUUAUUUGCCCCAGAAGUUUAAUGGAAUUCUAUGCAAGCGCCAUCUUUGUGACACAUUUAUCUUCGCUCCGCAGUGUAAUGACCACGAAGCUACGAUCAAAGUCCUGGUUACUCUUUCUUCUUUGUCCAAGACUGUGCCGUUUUUGUCCAAGUGUGGUCUCAGGUGCCACAAAGCUAUCCAAGACAAACUGAUUUUGUUGCUGAGCCAGAAUCUCAGCACCAUCUUGACUAAAAACAUUGUUUUUAGAUUGUCCCAAGGGGGACGUCAAAUAUUGGAGCCCAUUUCCAGAGCAAGAUUCCAGAGAAAGAAAGACCAUCAUGAAGUUUUUGCCCGCGGCGCUGGCGUCGGGCUUCUGGUUGGCUGCCCUGCAGGUUAUGGGCUUAGUUCUAUUAACUGUGUUCCUUGCUCACCAGGGUUUCACAGCCAAGAUUUAUCACCGCAAUGUCAGAGGUGUCCAGUAGGAUCCUAUCAACCUAAUUUAGGAUCUAGAGUUUGUAGGUUAUGCACUAACCCGUUUAUUGAUGGCUGUUAUGAUAUGCUAUGGACUUCGCCAAUAACUCUGGGUACUUUUUCUGUAGUUAUGAUUAUUUUGGUUAUCGGGCUGAUUCUUUGCAUAACAAUAUCCUGCGUACGGAAAGACAAAGACAGGGACAAAUGUUUGAUAAUUAACAACGAAUCACGGAAGCCGUUAAUUAGUUCUCGGAAUAACGAAGAUCGUGCUUGGAGGAAAAAAGUUGAUUACAAAAAUGAGAAAAGUGAACGACCUUUUGUUUAUGGUGUUGAUGUAAUUCCAAAUAGAAAAAAAACUAAAAUUGAAGCAAAAAGAAGAGAAACUUUAACUUGCGCUGAUUCUGAUAGUAUCGAUUGUCUUGAGUGUAAAAAAUUAAAUUCACAAAAUUAUGGCUCAAAAAAAAAUCCUAGACCUCCAGUACCGUACCCAGAUUUUGAUAAAUAAAAAAAAAAAAAAAAAGAUACAAAAAUAAAACAAAAACAAUGAAUUACUGGUUUAGAUUAAAUGAUUAAGGAUUCAAUACUUCUAAGCUAUAAUUUACUUAUCCUAAGGAAUUUUAUUUUACGAGUAUUAAUGUAUUAUUAUGAUUACUUAAUAAAUAUACAAUAAU